GUAGCAGGAAGGGAUCCUUUCGCGGCGCUAUUCCUUUCUCUGCCUGGGGCGCGAGAGGGAUCGGGGUGUGUGUGUGGGUAACUCGUGCGCGUUCGGAUCGGAUCGAAGAAAAAUGAACGCAGCCAGCCGGAGGGUGGUGAAGGAACUUGAUGCCAUUAAGAAAUUAAGAUUACGAUACUUUCGGGAUAUUCAAGCAGAUGUGACCAAUAUUCUCCUUUGGAAAGGACUUUUAGUGCCGGAUAAUCCUCCAUACAAUAAAGGGGCCUUCUGGAUUGAGAUAAGUUUUCCAUGUGAGUAUCCACUCAAGCCUCCUAAAAUAAGCUUCAAAACCAAGUUCUACCAUCCCAAUGUGGACGAGAUGGGUCAAGUGUGCCUGCCAAUCAUCAGCGCAAAGAAGUGGAAUCUUAAGACAAGGAUAGACCAAGUAAUUCAGGCCUUGAUAGAGCUGGUAAAUAAACCUGAUAUAAAACAUCCACUGCGCGCAGACUUGGCCAAGGAGUUCGACGAAGACCAUGAGAGAUUCCUGUUACAAGCUGAAGAGCACACCUGUAAAUUCAGUGAGAAGCGCCCAUGUGAGUGACCUGUGCUCAGCAACUGGAGUCCACCUUAUAUAAUUUUUUGGCUUCACAAGUCCUUGUCUACCAAUGGGAUAGUAGAGAAGAAGGACCAGACAAAAAAAAUGUGCAUGAUGAAAAUUUGGACUUUUCUGAGUUUAAAGCCAGAACUACUCAUUUGAGGAACAUUUAUAUGCUUGAAUAAGCAUAGGUUCAAUGUUAAAAUACAGAUGCAUCUGAAUUAAGUUAAACAUUUGUGACUCUUCAUGGUACGGAUGAAAACCUGUGUUACUUUCCCCAUCCUGGAGCUAAAAAUCUAUUACCCGAAAGGAUAGUUCUGGCUUUAAAGUCAGUAUUGGAUUUCAAUAAAUUUCAAAUUGAAUUGAGGAAAUGACAUAGUUUUUUUAAAACAGAAUAAUAUUUUCCCUCAAAAGAACAGAACAAAUUAGGACAUUUGCAAAGUUACAGGAGUACAUCAUAGGAUGUAUUUCA
Thamnophis elegans (Western terrestrial garter snake) is the source of this 1046-nucleotide messenger RNA. It is a transcript of the gene UBE2L6, whose product is annotated as ubiquitin conjugating enzyme E2 L6. The coding region runs from base 113 to 580 and encodes 155 amino acids. NCBI's taxonomy places the organism in Eukaryota, Metazoa, Chordata, Lepidosauria, Squamata, Natricidae. The record is from RefSeq and is a predicted model, not a curated record. The transcript has 4 exons.